This is a messenger RNA of Clunio marinus, 2139 nucleotides long. NCBI's taxonomy places the organism in Eukaryota, Metazoa, Arthropoda, Insecta, Diptera, Chironomidae. The record is from the annotation of a GenBank genome assembly.
UGACUGUGCGAGAUUCAUUCUUCCAUAAUGACUCGAAAGUUGCUGUUUACAAUCAUAAUGUUUGUAAAUUUAUUCUCGUUUGGAUUAAACACCCACAAUCAACAUGACAACAUCACUGACAGUGCUGAACUGGUUCAUCAUCAUGAACAAAGUCUAGAAUUAGCAGACAUAUUGCCGCUCAAAGCAAGAAGCUACGAUAAAAAUCGCGCACCGAAGCUUCUCGGACAACCAACAAUCGUUUAUUUCCAUGUCACUGUACUGUCAAUUGAUUCCAUCAAUGAAGAAUCAAUGACCUACGUAACCGACAUUUUCCUAGCGCAAAGCUGGCGAGACCCUCGUCUAAGAUUACCUGAAAACAUGAGUGAAGAAUAUCGAAUUCUUGAUGUGGAUUGGCUUCGUUCAAUUUGGCGACCAGAUUGCUUUUUUAAAAAUGCUAAGAAAGUCACGUUUCAUGAGAUGACGAUACCGAAUCAUUACUUGUGGCUGUAUCAUGACAAAACGCUUCUUUACAUGUCAAAAUUAACUCUCGUUCUUUCCUGUGCGAUGAAAUUCGAAUCUUAUCCACAUGAUAUUCAAAUUUGUUCGAUGAUGAUUGAAAGUCUGUCACACACCGUUCAUGAUCUGGUUUUCAUUUGGAACAUGACAGAUCCGUUGGUUGUCAAUGAAGAAAUUGAAUUACCCCAACUUGAUAUUUCUAAUAAUUACACAAUGGAUUGCACGAUUCCAUACUCGACUGGAAACUUUACAUGUUUAGCUGUUGUGUUUAAUCUGAAACGACGUCUUGGUUAUCAUCUCUUCCACACAUAUAUUCCAUCAGCAUUGAUUGUUGUCAUGUCAUGGAUUUCAUUUUGGAUUAAACCUGAAGCUAUUCCAGCGAGAAUCACUUUAGGUGUCACGUCUUUACUCACACUUGCCACUCAAAAUACUCAAUCACAACAAAGUUUACCGCCAGUUUCAUAUGUGAAAGCUAUCGAUGUAUGGAUGAGUUCGUGUUCAGUGUUUGUGUUCUUAUCACUCAUGGAAUUUGCUGUUGUGAACAUCUACAUGGGACCAGUGGCAACGAAAGCGAUGAAAGGAUAUUCAGAUGAAGAUCUUCCAUCCGAUGACGACUAUAAAAGCGGCGAAUAUCGACCUUCAUUACCGCAGUACGACACAUUUUGUAGUGGAAGAGAAGUUGCAUUGUCAAGAGCAAGAGAAGAAGUUGACAAGCCGAAGACUCUUCGUAAUGAUAUUGAAACGACUGCAGUUGCUAUCGGCUUAAGCGCAUUUGUUUUAUCAAUUUUUCUUAUCUAUUGGGGAAUGGUCAUCUUAGUUCGAUUCUAUAUCUUCGAUCAUAUUCUUUACAAUAUCUUCAUUUUAUGUAUUUUAACGACAGGAAUCAUCGUCAACGUUGCAUCACUCAAUUUAUUGCUAACUCAUGAAAUCGAGACGAGUUGCGUUCGACCUUUCGUCAUCGGCUUUCCUGUCACAAUCUUUUGGACAGUUCUCAGCAUUUGUUUUGGAUUUUUGAAAGACAAUUUCUUCUCUCAAUUUGCAUUCAUGCCAAUUGCUCUCUACGAUUCUGCAUAUUACGAUGGUUUGGGAUUCAAUCCGAACAACACGGCACUUCAUCCUUUCGCAAAGCCAUUCGUCAUUGAGAAUUCAUUUUUUGAGCAAACGACUCUUGUCUUCUCUAUUUUGACUGUUUUUGCGAUUGCACAGCUUCUAUGUUGGACACAUUCAAUUUUCUUCUACCGACAAUUGGAAGUAAAAUCUGUCAAUUCGGCUAAGCUUAUGGUUGGCACUUCAAAAGAGUUAUAAAUAAAACCACAACAUUGUAGUGUGGAUAAACAUUCUGCGCCCACCACAAAUCAUCUGAAAGCGAAACCGAAUCGUCUACAUAAUUAAAAGAAAAAAAUUAAAAGCUUUGCCACAUUUGAUGAUCAAUCUCAAAUAUCCCCAACAGACAGGGAUUGAAAUGUUUUCACUUUUUUGUUUAUAGAAAUGCAUUUAUUGAAUUUUUUUCUCAUCAAGCUGUCAUUAAAUGUACCGCAUUUCACCGGCUAGAAGACAAUGUCAGGUUUCAAUCCCUGACCAGCACACAUUUUAAAACAUUUAUAAGAAACAACCAUAAAGUUUCUAUUUCAAUAAAUUUUAUUA